AAGAUUCUAACCUUUUCAGAAGAAGCUUCGGGCGCCGCGCCUUUUCGGCUUGGGGGGAGAAAACCGAGCGCGGCGGUUGCAGCUUCCAAGGUUUCAGGACCCAAAGGGAACCAUGCCUUUUUUGGGCCAGGACUGGCGGUCUCCAGGAUGGAGGUGGAUUAAAACAGAAGAUGGUUGGAAGCCUUAUGGACCUUGCGGAUCAGAAUGUGAAGAUGAAAACAGUUGUCUUAACAGCAACAUUCACUCUGUUAUUUUGGAUAACGAUGACAAAAUAUACAGUACUGAUUGUGAAUCUGCAAGCAAGAAAAGAAAGAAAGAUCACUUUAGAAACAAUGUCAACUCUCAGUGGUUCUGUCGUGAAAAAUGGAUAUAUGUACAUAAAGAAAGUACCAAAGAAAGGCAUGGCUAUUGCACUCUGGGAGAAGCUUUUAAUCGCUUAGAUUUUUCAAGCGCAAUUCAAGAUAUCAGAAGAUUCAAUUACGUGGUUAAACUUUUGCAGUUGAUCGCAAAAUCCCAGUUAACGUCCUUGAGUGGUGCAGCUCAGAAAAACUAUUUCAAUGUUUUGGACAAAAUUGUUGGAAAAGUUCUGGAAGACCAAUAUAACCCACGGCUCAUCAAAGACCUUCUUCAGGACCUGAGUUCUACCCUCUGCAUCUUAACCAGCGAAGGGAAGUCAUUGCUGGUUGGAAACAUCAAUAUCUGGAUUUGCCGAUUGGAAACUAUUCUCUUGUGGCAGGAGCAGCUCAGUAAUCUUCAGAUGACCAAGCAAGUCAGCAGGGGACUUACACUCAGUGAUCUUCCUUUGUGUUUGCUGAACAACAUCUUGCACAGGUUCUCAGAUGGCCGGGACAUUAUUACUUUGGGCCAAGUAACUCCCACACUCUAUGUGCUCAGUGAAAACAGACAGUUGUGGAGAAAGCUCUGCCAAUACCACUUCUCUGAAAAGCAGUUCUGUAGGCAUCUUAUUCUGACAGAAAAAGGUCAUAUUGACUGGAAGCUGGUCUACUUUGCACUUCAGAAAUGUUAUCCUAUAAAGGAACAGUAUGGAGACACCUUGAAGUUUUGUCGUCACUGCAGCAUUCUGUUCUGGAAGGACUACCAUCUUGCUUUGUUACUCAAGGACACAGGACAUCCUUGCACAGCCAACGAUCCCAACAGCUGCUUCGUGUCGGUGUCUCCUCAGCACUUCAUAGACCUCUUCAAAUUUUAAUUGUGUGUGUGUGGUUUUUUUUUUUACCCUUCCUUUUUUGCAUACUCAUGCACUUGUAACGUAUAAUGCUUUUUGUGCAAUAUUUCUAUGAAUGUGCUUUGUAGUUGAAAAGGGACGUAAUGGGAUCAGAAGGAAAAAAAUAUUGACCCAGCAGCACAUACAGUAAGAUGUUAAGUUAGCAGAAGGAAAACUGAAAAAAGGUUCAUUCUGCAGGGGACGAUGCACAAUGGGGCAGGGUGAGUUCUACGGGAAAAAA
Messenger RNA from Pogona vitticeps (central bearded dragon), 1466 nucleotides. RefSeq names its product F-box protein 25 (gene FBXO25). Gene Ontology annotation, molecular function: protein binding. Gene Ontology annotation, cellular component: cytoplasm; nucleus; SCF ubiquitin ligase complex. Lineage: Eukaryota; Metazoa; Chordata; Lepidosauria; Squamata; Agamidae. The record is from RefSeq and is a predicted model, not a curated record. Gene Ontology annotation, biological process: protein ubiquitination.